AUGAUGCUACGGUACGGCGCGACGGCCCCAGGUUUGGAGAUGCUGUACAUUGCUUUGGGUGCUACCGGAUCUAUCGCGCUUACGAUAUAUACCUACACUCUUUACUCGGGCCUCAUACUCACUAUGCAGCUACCAGGCUUUGAAUCUCACAUUGAUAUUUGGGUAGCCCUCGCAGCCACGAUUUCCUUGGUUGUCGUCGCCGCAAUGGCUUAUCCAGAUCGUUACUUUGGGACGAAAUCGAGGCCAGACCUGCCUGGUCCUCGUGGAAUACCACUACUCGGCAAUCUCAUCCAGCUCCUCCCUCAUCGAAAGAGGAUGCUGUUUUAUCUGGCAGAACUGGAACACCAAUAUGGGGAACUUUUUACCUUUACGAUGCCUGGCUGGGGACGCAAUAUUGUCAUUAAUCGGCCAGAGUGGCUUGAACACACAAGGAAGCAGGAUGGCGUUGGGUAUGGUAAAGGUCCAACUGCUUUAGCUAUGUUUCGUCAAUUUCCCGGGGUAUCAAGCGCAUUCUCAACCGAGGGGACUCGAUGGAAAGCAUCCCGCCAAGUGACCAAGUUUACUUUUGACUCUCACGUGUCUCGUGCCAUGAGCGAGAUUGUUCCUGUCGCGAAAGAGUUAUUAACGUCAGCGGCAAAAGACGGUCUUGAGGUUGAUUUCGAUAAUUUCUGUGGAAGAAUUGUCUUGGCCAUAUUUUGCAAAACAUCAAUGAGUGUGGAGACUAAUAUGCUCACCUCCGACCCUGCUUGCCUAAGCACGCCCGACAGGAUGAUGGAUGCAGUGAUGACUCUAAAUCACAUAUCUUCAGGACGUCUGUACGAUCCUCUAUGGCAAAUAACAGAAAUAUUUACUGGCACUCGAAGAGCCUUCAACCUGGUUCGCAGUGAACUGUACGACAUAGUAAAUAACAUUAUUCAGGACCGCAAGAUGUCUUGCGAAGACAAAGGCGACUUCUUAUCUACCCUACUUAGCGACUCCAGCCUGGGCGCCAAAGACCCUGACUUUCUUCGUGACACGUUGGUCACUCUCCUUUUCGCCAGUCGUGACAAUACCCAGAAUGUCCUUGGUUGGUCCCUUUAUGAGAUGUCCCGCAAACCAGAGUGGUUCGACAAAAUGCGCGAAGAAGCUUUGGCACUGAAGGAUUUGGAUGGAGAAGUUACCAGAUAUGGUGAAUUGUCGAAAUAUCACAUUCACCUAGCUGUAUUCUAUGAGACAUUAAGGCUUUGGCCUGGCGUUCCCAAAAACGCACGUCUUGCACUUCGUGACGAUGUACUACCUGCGAUACCCGAGUACGGAUAUGGACCCGUUAGAAUAUCCAAAGGUGACUAUAUCUUAUGGUCCGACUUUUCAAUGAUGCGUAACCCGAAGGUUUGGGGCUCUGAUGCUACGGAUUUCAACCCUGCCCGGCACUUGGAUGCUGAAGGAAAGUUUAUAAAGCCUUCUCAGCCAAAAUUCCACGCCUUUGGUUCAGGUCCUCGACUAUGCCCUGGUGCGCAGCUGUCCGCAUAUGAGUUUGUAGCUAUCUGGGCAGCAUUUCUGCCUUCGUUCGAUUUCAAACCGGUCGAGAUGAAAGAUAGACUCCCCACUGAUGCGCUAACGAUGUCUAUGCAGGGCCCAUUUAUGAUAACGGUGAUUCUUGGCCAUAGUCGAUCCUGUGGGAAGAACGAUCACAUUGAAAGGUUGGCAUCGUACAUACAUUAA
Messenger RNA from Serpula lacrymans var. lacrymans S7.9, 1701 nucleotides. RefSeq names its product putative monooxygenase (gene mox3). Lineage: Eukaryota; Fungi; Basidiomycota; Agaricomycetes; Boletales; Serpulaceae. The transcript has 12 exons. Bases 1 to 1701 code for a protein of 566 amino acids. Gene Ontology annotation, molecular function: monooxygenase activity; heme binding; oxidoreductase activity, acting on paired donors, with incorporation or reduction of molecular oxygen. The record is from RefSeq and is a predicted model, not a curated record.